Pocillopora verrucosa is the source of this 1164-nucleotide messenger RNA. Lineage: Eukaryota; Metazoa; Cnidaria; Anthozoa; Scleractinia; Pocilloporidae. The record is from RefSeq and is a predicted model, not a curated record.
AUGGAUCUACAGGCUUAUAUUGACUUGGGGUCUUCUGAUGAGCAGUGGUUCUGUGACAAAAAUUGUGGGUGGCCUUUUAACUUCACUGAUUCAUUCUUUGAAUCGUCCUUCUCAACUGGGCAGAAUGUAAGCUUAAGCUCUGAUGUCUCUGCGGAAUCUUCUCCUCGCUCUGCUAAUGGCUUCUCUAAGUGCUUACUAUUAAAUACGAGGAGUAUUCGAAACAAGAUCAACGACCUAAAUGCUCUGUUAUUAAUGGACUCCUUUGACAUUGUUGCCUUGACGGAGACUUGGUUAGACAAUGAAUUUGAUGACCGUGAUCUACAUCUUGAGGGUUAUAGUAUCCAUCGUCGGGAUAGACGUGGUAAGCGUGGUGGAGGAGUGUUGCUCGCAACUAAAUCACACCUGCCAUGUGUACGGAGACACGAUCUUGAGGUAAAUGCGGAGAUGCUAGCCUGUGAAUUAAAGACCAGUAAUACACGAUGUCUAUUAUUUGCAGUUUUUUACAGACCACCAGACGUCGAAGAGACGUUCUUGGAUGAAUUCAGGAGAUUUCUCAAUAAAGCUUCUGGUACAGGAAUCGCUGAUUUAAUUAUCACUGGCGAUUUUAAUUUUCCCUGUGUCGAUUGGUCUACUGGAUCACCAACUAGUUUAGACAAUUUGACUGAAACUUUUUGUGAAAUCCUGGAUGACCAUUUCCUCACCCAAACAAACCCUUAUAUCACCCGUCCCAGUGCCACUAAUACCUUAUCAUCUGGUAACAUCUUAGACCUUGUGUUGACGAAUCAUGAAUCACUCAUCGAAGGAACUACUGUGCACCCAAAUGGAUUUGAUUCAGACCAUUUCCCAGUCUGUUUCGCGAUCAAGAAAAAGUUCAACAGGCCCAAAAACAGUCCAAGAUUAGUUUACCGAUAUGAUAAAGCUGACAUUGAUGGUCUAAGAAAUACAUUCUCUCACAUCUUAUGGGAUUCCUAUAUAUCUUGUGAGGACAUUGACUCAGGUACGGCGAAUUUCCAAGAUCUUGUUCUCGCGGCAGUCAAUCAACAUGUACCAAAGAUGAAGCUUAGACGCAAGCCAAGACCUCCAUGGAUAGAUAAAGAGGUCUUAAAGUUAGUGAGGAAAAAGAAAGUCUUGUGGAAGCGUUUAAGGGCCAAUGCUUCUCUUGAG